Messenger RNA from Epinephelus moara (kelp grouper), 1111 nucleotides. Its product is annotated as acyl-CoA-binding protein-like. Gene Ontology annotation, biological process: fatty acid metabolic process. The coding region runs from base 121 to 384 and encodes 87 amino acids. Gene Ontology annotation, molecular function: fatty-acyl-CoA binding. The record is from RefSeq and is a predicted model, not a curated record. The transcript has 4 exons. Lineage: Eukaryota; Metazoa; Chordata; Actinopteri; Perciformes; Serranidae.
AUUGUCUCCAGCGAAACCAAACAAUGACAAAAAGACAUUAUCGCAGGACAAGUUUGACGAGUAAGGUGCAGCAGCAGCAGCAGCAGCAGCAGCAAGGUGUGUCAGUUUCCCACAGCAGUCAUGGAGGAAAACUUUAAAACAGCAGCAGUCGAUGCGACAAAGCUCAAAGAAAGACCAAACAACAAAUACCUCAGCGACUUAUACGGUUUAUACAAGCAGGCCACAGUUGGUGAUAAUACCUUAGACCGUCCAGGGAUGUUUAACAUCGCUGGUCGAGCGAAAUGGGAUGCAUGGAUACUAAAGAAAGGUCUGUCCAAAGAGGAAGCAAUGGACGCCUAUGUUAAGUUGGUGGAGGAGCUGAAAGGAAUAUACGGGAUGGAUUAAAAGGGGCUAUAUAUUUAUUGUCCACAAAAGUGGAAAUUUGUUUUUGGCUUAUCAAACACAGGAAACAUGAACAUAAAAAGCAGACAAGCAGUUAAUGUAACAAACACAGACAAGGUCAUAUUACAAAGAUACAAAGUUCAUGUCAAUAUCUGUAACUUUAUACUCUAUGACUGAUUCUUACAGUGUGUUGCACUUUAAACCUCACAUUUCUCAUUUUGUUCUUAAUAGAAACUAAAAACUUUGGAUGCCAUUUAGACCUGACUUUACACGCUGCUGCACUCUUUGGCACUGUGAUACCAUGUAAGACGGAGUUGGAUCAAAUGCUGUUGAGUGCUGCAGUUUGGAGUACUUUGUGGUACUUGACAUUGAUUAAAACAGAAAGGAAGAGCAACAUUUUGGGAAAUGCACAAUUUGCGUUCUUGCUGAAAGCAUCUCUAUAUAUCUGUGAAGCGAGAGCCAGCACGCCUCUGCCCUCAGUUAGUAUAAAAAGUGGAAGCAGGGGGAAACAUGCAGCCUGUCAAGGUAAAACACCUGUUUCCUUCUGCCUCCACCCUGUAUGCUGAGCUGAACAAAUCGCCUGCAGGCUCUAGAUUCAUAUUGACCUCACAACUCUCCUCAAAAAAGCAAAUAAAUGUGUCUCCUAAAGUGUUAAACUGUUCUGUUAAGUGCAACUACAAUGUACACUUUCACAUAAAUCAUUGUGAAUAAAGACAAUUUGUAUACAUGA